AGCAAAUUGAAAGAUUAGUGAUGUACAUGUCAUCAAUACAUCAAUCAUGUGCAAUUACACAAAGCCCCUUUUCAGAUUUUGCUUCUGGCCCACAGCUAGGCAGGAAAAGAUAGUAUGGAUUUGGGAAAGAUCAAUGAUGGUUCGAACUUGGUUGAAUUUCAGCGGCACGCACUGUAGUCACUGCGAUUUCUCUGGUUACCGGAGCGCGGAAAGUUGAAGGGGCGAUUGGGCGUUGAUCGAAUCGACCUCUCAUGGGAGUAUCAUGUUGCG
Messenger RNA from Mycena citricolor, 270 nucleotides. The record is from the annotation of a GenBank genome assembly. Lineage: Eukaryota; Fungi; Basidiomycota; Agaricomycetes; Agaricales; Mycenaceae.